CAAACGAAUGUCAAAAUGAAAAAACGAGAAAACGCCGCUUUUGACUUGUAUUUAUUUGUUCGCAGCAUAGUUGCAAAAAAUAAAUAAGCGGCUUUUCCGAUAUAUUUUAGUUUAUUUAUUCACUACCCAGUAUCCGAGUGUUGCACCGAUUCUCUUGCACCUGAAACUACUGCACGCUCAUCAUGAAGGUUGCGCUAAUGGUGGCAGAAAAGCCAUCGCUAGCAGCAUCGCUAGCGAGCAUCCUGAGCAAUGGGAAGUGUUCGGUGCGAAAAGGAUCGAACAGUGCCUGCUCGGUACACGAGUGGGUGGGUCAGUUCCGGGGCGAAACGACCCGGUUCAAAAUGACGUCCGUGUGUGGUCACGUCAUGGGGUUGGAGUUUGUCGGCAAGUACAACUCGUGGGAUCGCGUCGAUCCGGCUGAGCUGUUCGGGUGCCCGACCGAGAAAAAAGAAUGCACACCGAACCUACGGAUGCCAUACUUCUUGGCACAGGAAGCGCGCGGUUGCGACUACCUCAUUCUGUGGCUCGAUUGCGAUAAGGAGGGUGAAAACAUAUGCUACGAAGUGAUGGCUGCCGUAUCUGACUCGAUACACAACGUGCAUUCCAACCGGGUGACGUACCGUGCAAAGUUUUCCGCCAUCACCGAGAAGGACAUCAAGUACGCGAUGGACAAUCUGAUUCAUCCCAACGAGAACGAGGCGAAAUCGGUCGACGCACGGCAAGAGCUCGAUCUGCGCAUUGGCUGCGCGUUUAGCCGGUUUCAGACCAAGUUUUUCCAGGGCAAGUAUGCGGACUUGGACGCAUCGCUCAUCUCGUACGGUCCUUGUCAAACGCCGACGCUUGGGUUUUGCGUACAGCGGCACGACGAAAUACAAACGUUCAAGCCGGAAACGUUCUGGUACGUGCAGGUUUCGGUGGGCGAAAGCCCGGAAGUCAAGCUCGAGUGGCACCGGGUGCGUGUGUUCGAGAAGGAAAUUGCCUGUAUAUAUUUGAACAAGGUGAAGGACCACAAGGAGGCAACAGUUGAAGCGGUAAGCACGAAGGAACAGGUCCGUGGACGUCCGCAAGCACUUAACACCGUUGAGCUGAUGCGCGCCGCCAGUGCUGGGUUGGGCAUUGGUCCUCAUACCGCAAUGCAAAUUGCAGAAAAGUUAUACACACGAGGUUACAUUAGCUAUCCCAGAACAGAAACCACUCAGUAUCCUACAAACUUUGACCUAAAUGGAGUCGUACGACUGUUACAACCCUCGUCGGAGUUUGGUGAAGAAGCGAAAGCGAUCGCCCGCGACAUGACCCAUCCCCGCAAGGGCAACGAUGCCGGCGACCAUCCACCCAUCACACCGAUGAAGUUGGCCUCCCGCAACGAGCUUGACGGGGACAGUUGGCGCGUGUACGAUUACAUUUGCCGCCACUUUCUUGGUACGAUUUCACGCGAUCUUAAGUAUCGCACGCACACGACCAAGUUCCGGAUCGGGGGCGAGCUGUUUACGGCCACCACCAGCGCACUGAUCGAUCCCGGCUUUACCAAGGUCAUGACGUGGCAAGCGUUCGGGAAAAAUGAGCUAGUACAUCAGUUUGCAGUUAACGAUAAGGUGAAGAUCAGCGACGUGCGACUAGUGGAGAGCCAAACUGGCCCACCAGACUAUCUGACGGAGUCGGAACUGAUUUCACUGAUGGAAAAACAUGGCAUAGGUACGGACGCAUCGAUCCCGGUACACAUAAACAAUAUUUGUCAGCGUAAUUAUGUGGUGAUUGGCAGUGGUCGUACACUGACGCCCACCAACCUUGGCAUUGUGCUGGUACACGGAUAUCAAAAGAUCGAUCCGGAGCUGGUACUUCCGACGAUGCGAUCGGCCGUCGAGCAGCAGCUGAAUCUCAUCGCGCACGGUUCCGCCGACUACCGGUCGGUGCUGAAGCAUGCGGUCGAAAUAUUUCGCCUCAAGUUUCUGUACUUUGUGCAAAACAUCAGCAACAUGGACAUACUGUUCGAGUCCACCUUUUCCUCGCUCAGCUCGUCCGGCAAAUCGUUGUCGCGCUGUGGCAAAUGUCGGCGUUACAUGAAAUACAUCCAAUCCAAGCCAGCCCGUCUCCACUGCCCAACGUGUGACGAAACGUACACGCUGCCUGUUAAGGGUUCGAUUCGGGUGUACCGUGAACUCAAAUGUCCGCUCGAUGACUUCGAACUGGUCGCCUGGACGAAUGGUGCGAUGGGUAAAGCAUUCCCGCUCUGUCCGUACUGCUACAAUCACCCACCGUUCAGGGAUAUGGUAAAGAAUUCGGGCUGUAACAACUGUCCGCAUCCGACGUGUGCCCAUUCCCUGUCGCUGUUGGGCGUUUCGAGUUGUAUGGAGUGUGAGCGGGGCGUUCUGGUGCUGGAUUGUACAAUGACACCCAAAACAUGGCGUCUGGUGUGCAACGGGUUGUGCGAUGUCAUUGUCAAUUGCUUUGCGGACGCGGUGAAAGUGACCGUUGAAGCCGAUUCGUGUGAAGAGUGUGGCGCCCAGCUAGUUACGGCCGUGUACAAACAGGAAAAGACUCCGUUCAAAGACGACGUAACGGAGAAAAAGGGAUGCAUUUUCUGUUUCGCCGACUUUAUGCCUCUGGUUGAGAAGCACAAGGCGGUCGAAAUGCGGCGCAAUCAUGCCGGUGGCGGCCGUGGUGGACGGGGUCGAGGUUUUCGUGGCCGGGGUGGCAAGGGUGGAAGGGGCCGGAACAAAGCACCCAAGGAUAAAAUGACGCAGCUUGCAAAUUAUUUUGUGUAGCUC
Anopheles maculipalpis is the source of this 2765-nucleotide messenger RNA. It is a transcript of the gene Top3beta, whose product is annotated as DNA topoisomerase 3-beta. The transcript has 8 exons. The record is from RefSeq and is a predicted model, not a curated record. NCBI's taxonomy places the organism in Eukaryota, Metazoa, Arthropoda, Insecta, Diptera, Culicidae. Gene Ontology annotation, biological process: DNA topological change. Gene Ontology annotation, cellular component: nucleus. The coding region runs from base 183 to 2762 and encodes 859 amino acids. Gene Ontology annotation, molecular function: DNA topoisomerase type I (single strand cut, ATP-independent) activity; DNA binding.